UCCUUCCCGCAGGUGAGGACAAUGGCCAGCCCGGAGGACGACCUCAUCGGCAUCCCCUUCCCCGAGCACAGCAGCGAGCUGCUGAGCUGCCUGAACGAGCAGCGGCAGCUGGGGCUGCUCUGCGACGUCACCAUCAAGACUCAGGGGCUGGAAUACCGCACCCACCGCGCCGUCCUGGCCGCCUCCAGCCGCUACUUCAAAAAGCUCUUUGCCGGACCGGGGCCGGGCCAGGAGGUCUGCGAGUUGGACUUCGUGGGGCCGGAGGCGCUGGGGGCGCUGCUGGAGUUCGCCUACACGGCCACGCUCACCAUCAGCAGCGCCAACAUGGGGGAGGUGCUGCGCGCCGCCCGCCUGCUGGAGAUCCCCUGCGUGAUCGCCGCCUGCGUGGAGAUUCUGCAGGGCAGCGGCAUGGAAGCGCCCGGCCCCGACGACGGCGACUGCGAGCGUGCCCGGCGCUACCUGGAGGCUUUCGCCACCCUCCCCGAGGGCGAGGUGCCCGCCCCGCCGCCCCCUCGCCCCGCUGCCCGCCGCAGCAAGAAGACUCGCAAGUUCCUGCAAGCUCGUGGUGCCAGGCUCAACAACCACGCCGAGGAGCCGCCCGCCGAGACCGGGGGCUGCAGCAGCCCCCCGCCACCUCCUCAGAUGCCCUCACCUCCUCUUCCCGAGGAGCUGCCUCUGCCCUAUGACAGCUUCGAGCUGCCCGAGGAGGAGGAGCUGCCCCCACACUCCUUUCCCUUUCCCUACCAGCCUCCUCUGUCCCCCGAGGAGGCUGCCUCUGAUGAGGACCCCAUCGACCCCGACCUGAUGGCGUACCUGAGCUCGCUGCACCACGAGGCGCUGGCACCCGGGCUGGACAGCCCUGACAAGCUGGUGCGGAAGCGCCGCUCGCAGAUGCCCCAGGAGUGCCCUGUGUGCCACAAGGUCAUCCAUGGGGCCGGCAAGCUGCCCCGGCACAUGCGCACACACACGGGCGAGAAGCCCUUCGCCUGCCAGGUCUGCGGGGUCCGCUUCACACGGAACGACAAGCUGAAGAUCCACAUGCGCAAGCACACGGGGGAGCGGCCCUACUCCUGCCAGCACUGCAGCGCUCGCUUCCUGCACAGCUACGACCUGAAGAACCACAUGCACCUGCACACGGGCGCCCGGCCCUACGAGUGCUGCCGCUGCCACAAGGCCUUCGCCAAGGACGACCACCUGCAGCGGCACCUCAAGGGCCAGAACUGCCUGGAGGUGCGGACCCGCCGCCGCCGCCGCGACGAUCCGCCGCCGCCGCCAGCCGGCCCCCCGGGGCUCGACCUCUCUAAUGGGCGGCUGGAGGGGCUGCGUCUCUCCAUCAGCCCCUUCUGGGGGCCGGGACAACCUAAGGAGGAGGAAGAGGAGGCGGAGGGAGAGGAAGGGCCUCAGCCGGACGAGGCCGUGCCGGUGGUGGAGACGGCGUAG
Messenger RNA from Indicator indicator, 1440 nucleotides. It is a transcript of the gene ZBTB7B, whose product is annotated as zinc finger and BTB domain containing 7B. Bases 22 to 1440 code for a protein of 472 amino acids. The transcript has 2 exons. Gene Ontology annotation, molecular function: RNA polymerase II cis-regulatory region sequence-specific DNA binding; DNA-binding transcription factor activity, RNA polymerase II-specific; protein binding. The record is from RefSeq and is a predicted model, not a curated record. Gene Ontology annotation, biological process: regulation of transcription by RNA polymerase II; positive regulation of gene expression. NCBI's taxonomy places the organism in Eukaryota, Metazoa, Chordata, Aves, Piciformes, Indicatoridae.